Molecule: messenger RNA, 852 nt
Organism: Suillus fuscotomentosus
Lineage: Eukaryota; Fungi; Basidiomycota; Agaricomycetes; Boletales; Suillaceae
Exons: 5
Coding region: 1-852 (283 amino acids)
Source: RefSeq, a predicted model, not a curated record
AUGCCCAGGUCACAAACUCUGGAGGUUCAAGUUACAGAACUAAUGGGAUCAGACAUCCGAAGCAAUGCCAUCCCCCCAUUGGUAUUCCAGCCGCCAACCUGCCUGCCACAUUUCAUUGCCCCUGUGAUGGUGAGACAUGGUAUCCAUGCAGCUGGAAGCAUGAAGACAGAGACAACCGCACAGCCCAGGAAGACAAAAAGGAAAGCAGAAGAGAGCGAAAAUGACAGCAAAGAAGCAGAGAAGAAGUUUAUGUUGGAUGAAGUAGAUGACGGGAACACUGGCACCACCCAUGUUGAGCACAAGAUGGUGUCGGUAAAGACAUUCAAUGCUGUGGCUCCUGAUGCCAUAUUAGCCGAUACGUCUGCAACAGAAUUGGUGAACAACAAAGGUUUUUGGGAUGAAAAAACUAGGCCUGUCGGAUGGGGUUUGGAUUCCAACAUCGCCACAAUGGUGGAGCUUUCCAUGUGCUACCACCCACGGCAAUGUGACAAAUGUGUCAAGUUGAAGGUUCCUUGCAUAGUUCUCCCAGACAAGAAGCCUGGAUGCAUCAGACUAUUUUGUGCAAACUGUGAUGAGAUGAAGAUCGCCUGCACAAUUGACAGCGCUGGUGUCAGGCAGAGGUUGCAAGUAAAGGCAAAGGAAGCUGUUGGUGAACUGAAAAUCAAUCGUCUUUCCAAAUGCCCUAGGUCAUGUGCGAAAAAGCCACACCCUGCCGCCAAAAAUCUGGCAAAAUCUGCUCCAGCCAAGAUCAUGAAACCAGCCACUUGUUCCUCCUCUUGUGUGGCUCAGACUGUUACUGUGGACGACCCGCCAACACUUUGGUCACCCCAUUUUGGACACCUCUUAGGUUGA